This is a messenger RNA of Myotis daubentonii (Daubenton's bat), 3542 nucleotides long. It is a transcript of the gene ANAPC5, whose product is annotated as anaphase promoting complex subunit 5. The record is from RefSeq and is a predicted model, not a curated record. Gene Ontology annotation, cellular component: anaphase-promoting complex. Gene Ontology annotation, molecular function: protein binding. NCBI's taxonomy places the organism in Eukaryota, Metazoa, Chordata, Mammalia, Chiroptera, Vespertilionidae. Gene Ontology annotation, biological process: positive regulation of mitotic metaphase/anaphase transition; anaphase-promoting complex-dependent catabolic process; protein K11-linked ubiquitination.
GAAGUAGCCGGUUCCCUGGGAUACCGCCCGGGCUGGUUGAGGCGGAGGGCGGGUUGUAGUGGCAGGAGUCCGGCACACCAUGGCCAGUGUCCACGAAAGCCUCUACUUCAACCCCAUGAUGACCAAUGGCGUGGUCCAUGCCAACGUGUUCGGCAUCAAAGACUGGGUGACGCCGUAUAAGAUCGCGGUGCUGGUGCUGCUGAACGAGAUGGGCCGCACGGGCGAGGCUGCCGUGAGCCUCAUGGAGCGGCGGAGGCUCAACCAGCUGCUUCUGCCUCUGCUGCAGGGCCCAGAUAUUACACUGACUAAACUGUACAAGUUAAUUGAAGAAUCUUGUCCUCAGCUUGCAAAUUCAGUACAAAUCAGAAUCAAACUGAUGGCUGAAGGCGAAUUGAAGGAUAUGGAACAAUUUUUUGAUGACCUGUCAGAUUCUUUUUCUGGAACUGAACCAGAGGUUCACAAAACAAGUGUAGUAGGCUUAUUUCUGCGUCACAUGAUCUUGGCCUACAGUAAGCUUUCUUUUAGCCAAGUGUUUAAACUGUACACUGCCCUUCAACAGUACUUCCAAAAUGGUGAGAAAAAGACAGUGGAGGAUGCUGAUAUGGAACUGACCAGCAGAGAAGAGGGCGAAAGAAAAAUGGAAAAAGAAGAACUUGAUGUGUCCAUAAGAGAAGAGGAGGUAUCUUGCAGUGGGCCCCUGUCCCAAAAACAAGCGGAGUUUUUUCUUUCUCAACAGGCCUCUUUGUUAAAGAAUGACGAAACUAAGGCCCUCCCUCCAGCUUCUUUGCAGAAAGAAUUGAACAGCUUGUUGAAAUUUAAUCCUGAUUUUGCUGAAGCGCAUUAUCUCAGCUACUUAAACAACCUCCGGGUCCAAGAUGUGUUUAGUUCUACACACAGCCUCCUGCAUUACUUUGACCGCCUGAUUCUUACGGGAGCCGAGAGCAAAAGUAACGGGGAAGAGGGCUACGGCCGGAGCUUGAGAUACGCUGCUCUGAACCUGGCCGCCCUGCACUGCCGCUUCGGACACUAUCAACAGGCGGAGCUCGCCCUGCAGGAGGCAAUCAGGAUCGCCCAGGAGUCCAACGAUCACGUGUGUCUCCAGCAUUGCCUGAGCUGGCUCUACGUGCUGGGGCAGAAGAGGUCCGAUAGCUAUGUUCUGCUAGAACAUUCUGUGAAGAAAGCAGUGCAUUUUGGGUUACCGUACCUCGCCUCCCUGGGCAUACAAUCCCUAGUUCAGCAGAGGGCUUUUGCUGGGAAGACAGCAAAUAAACUGAUGGAUGCUCUAAAGGACUCUGACCUCCUGCACUGGAAACACAGCCUGUCAGAGCUCAUCGACAUCAGCAUCGCCCAGAAAACGGCCAUCUGGAGGCUCUAUGGCCGCAGCACCAUGGCGCUGCAACAAGCCCAGAUGUUGCUGAGCAUGAACAGCCUAGAGUCGGUGAAUGCGGGCGUGCAGCAGAACAACACGGAAUCGUUUGCGGUCGCGCUCUGCCACCUCGCAGAGCUGCAUGCGGAGCAGGGCUGUUUCGCUGCAGCUUCCGAGGUAUUAAAGCACCUGAAGGAAAGAUUCCCACCGAAUAGUCAGCAUGCCCAGUUAUGGAUGCUCUGUGAUCAGAAAAUACAGUUUGACAGAGCGAUGCACGAUGGCAAAUAUCACUUGGCUGACUCACUUGUUACAGGAAUCACAGCGCUUCAUAGCACUGAGGGUGUGUAUAGCAGUUGUACUACAGGCUCAGAAUCAAAUGACAGAGGCACACAAGCUUUUACAGAAAUUAUUGAUUCAUUGUCAGAAAAUCAGGAACACAGAAAUGGUGAUCAGUGUCCUGCUGUCUGUGGCAGAGCUGUAUUGGCGAUCCUCCUCCCCUACCAUUGCACUGCCCGUGCUCCUGCAGGCGCUGGCCCUCUCCAAGGAGUACCGGCUACAGUACUUGGCCUCUGAAACAGUGUUGAACUUGGCUUUUGCCCAGUCUGGGAAUGCAGUCUCCAUGGCAGGCCCUCCACUGUGAACUUGGAAAUUUGGAGCUGUGAACUUGGUGUCAGGCUGACACCUCCCAGUGGCACUGGCUGCGUAUUCAGUAAAGGGGACUCGCCUCUUCAUUGAGGACAUUUGCAUCAUAUUAAUGGUUAGCUGGCCCAGAGCUAUGCUUGAUUUAACAAGGGAAUGAAUAGAAUAAAGAAGUGAGGGAGUCAUAUAUUCAUUGAAAGGUUUUAGAAAUGAAAUUUUUUUUAAUGUUUGUUUUCUGUCUCCCUUUGUAGAAUGGAAAGGCUAUGAGAGAAGGGACACUUGUUUUUUCCCUACUGUAUCCCAUGGUACCUAGUAGGACCUACACAUAGAGUAGGCUUUUAAUAUUUAUAGAAUGAAUAAUUUUUUCUUAAGUUCAUGCUCAGCUAGUGUGGCUCAAUAGUUGAGCGUCAACCUAUGUACCAGGAGGUCACAGUUGGAUUCCCAGUCAGGGAACAUACCCAGGUUGUGGGCUCGAUCUCUAGUUGGGUCAUGCAGGAAACAGCCCAUCAAUGCUUCUCUCUCAUCAUUGAUGUUUCUCUCUCUCUCUCCCUCUUCCUUCCUCUCUGAAAUCAAUAAAGAUAAUAGAAAAAAUAAAAUUCACGAGACAUAAAAGUCAUAAUUUUAACCAUUUUAAAAUAUACAAUUAAGUGGAUUUUAGAAUAUCUAUAUUAUAUUAUAGAUAUAUACUAAUAUUUGUCUAUAUAUAAUAUUUUAGAAAAUCUACAGUGUUUUGCAACAAUCACACUAUCUACUUCUAGAUUAUUUUCAUUACACCAAAAAGAAACCCUUUUCCCAUUAGUCACUCUCAUCCCCUCCCUCCAGGCCCUGGCAACCAUUAAUUUACUUUCUGUCGCUAUAGAUUUGCUUAUUCUGUGUAUUUCAUGUAAUGGAAUCAUACAAUAUCUGGCCUUUUGUGUCUGGCUUCUUGAUUUAGUGUAAUCUUUUCAGGGUUCAUUCAUGUUGUAGCAUGUACUACAUCCCUUUUACAGCUGAAUCAUAUUCCAUUGGAUGUAUACAUGUUUCAUUUAUCUAUUCAUCAGUUGAUGGACCAUUGGGUUGUUUCACCAUUUGCCUAUUAAGAAUAGCUGAUCUCAACAUUCACAUACAAGUUUUUGUGUGGAUAUUGUUUUAUUUCUCUUGGGUAUACUUGAGAGUAGAAUUGCUAACAUAUAAUAAUUCAGUUUAACUUGAUUUAUUUAUUUUUUAUUAAACUACUGUUGGAUUCCUGGGAUAAAUCCCAGAUGGUUGUGGUGUACAAUUCUUUUAAUAUGCUGCUGGAUUUGGUUUGCUAAUAUUUGUUGAGGAUUCUUUCUCCUGUAAUCAUAAGAUUACAUUCUUUUUCAUCUAUUCUGCCAGUCUUUCUUUUAAUUGAAAAGUUUCAUUCAUUUAACAUAAUUAUGCAUAAGAAUGGACUUAUUCUAUUUUGCUAUUUUUUUGCUAUAUGCUUACAUCUUUUUUGUUCCUCAUAUCUGCCAUUACUGCUUUCUUUUGUGUUAAAUAGAUGUUUUCUAGCAUAUCAUUUUAUUUAUUUUAUUUA